AUGCAGAAGCUUUCUGCUUUUUAUUAUGCAAAUUUAAAAAAUGAAUUGCCUUAUUUUUCUUCUAAUGUUGAAGAUUUAUAUAAAGCAUUAUCUAAUAUGAACUUUCUUGAUAAUGAUAAUUAUGACAAAAAAUCUAUUAAUGAAGAAAGAACUGUAAAUAAAAGGUCUAUUGAUGAUAAGAAUAAUUCUAUCUUAUUGGAAGAAGAUAUGCUUAAAAUUGAAGAAUUAUUGAAUCUUGAUGCAAUUAGUUUUAUAAAUAGUUUAGAUAAAAUAAUUGUUGAUACUAAUUUUGAAUUUUUUAAAGAGAAAUAUAUUGUUCAGAAUAAUGAUAUUGAGAAUAGUAAAGAGGAAAAUUUGAAUAUUAAAAAAGUAAUUGAUGCAAUGUUAGAAUAA
Molecule: messenger RNA, 393 nt
Organism: Cetraspora pellucida
Lineage: Eukaryota; Fungi; Glomeromycota; Glomeromycetes; Diversisporales; Gigasporaceae
Source: the annotation of a GenBank genome assembly